This is a messenger RNA of Columba livia (rock pigeon), 1771 nucleotides long. RefSeq names its product dual specificity phosphatase 26 (gene DUSP26). Gene Ontology annotation, molecular function: protein tyrosine/serine/threonine phosphatase activity; MAP kinase phosphatase activity. The record is from RefSeq and is a predicted model, not a curated record. Gene Ontology annotation, cellular component: cytoplasm. Gene Ontology annotation, biological process: negative regulation of MAPK cascade; protein dephosphorylation. Lineage: Eukaryota; Metazoa; Chordata; Aves; Columbiformes; Columbidae.
ACCCUGGCAAGGGGGGACGACAAGGUCACCUAUGAAAAAGGAAAGAAGGAGCAUCCUCUUGAGACGGCUACAAAUUGAUGAUAUGGGCGAUCGUGCCAUCAGCACCACUUUAUGGGCUUUUUCUUCUCUCCUUCUCUGUGCGCCUGUGGCUUCUGGUUUGCUGGAGGAGGAGUGAGAGAAGAGCUGGCAGGAGAAUUUCCAUACGUUAUUGUUGCUGUUGUUUUUGUCUGCGUAGUAAUGGGCACUUGCGCGUGUGUCUGUGCAUGCCUGCAUGCCAGCCCCGCAGCCGUGUCCCUCUCCCUCCUUCCUCCCUUCCCCAUCCAUGCACAGCAUGAUAUAAACAAACCUGCCUCUGGACAUGUCAUGGCUUAAAAUAGAUGUUCAUACAUCAGCCUUUCUCCAGCGGCGGCGGCAGCGGGGAGACAUGGCCGACUGGAUCUGACUACAACACCCGCUCCCCCGGCAAAUCUCAGCCCUCGCAAAGGACCGUGGGUGGCAGCAGCAGCAGAAGGGACCUCCAGGCCACCCUCCGGCCUUCACGACCCCACAGGUAUGCCUUGUGGGUCUCGGCAGCCCCGAUGGCUUUCCUGUCCAGGUUCUCCAGGAACGGCACCAGGUCGCCGAGCCGCGGCUCGCGGGACGAGCGCAGCAAGCACCCCAUCCUCAGCGUCUUCGAGCUCGAGAGGCUGCUGUACACGGGCAAGACCGCCUGUAAUCACGCUGAUGAGGUCUGGCCAGGACUCUACCUGGGAGAUCAAGAUAUAGCGGCCAACCGGCGGGAGCUGGCUCACCUGCGCAUCACCCACGUCCUCAACGCCUCGCACAGCAAGUGGAGGGGGGGCGCCGAGUACUACGAGGGCACGGGCAUCCGCUACCUGGGCAUCGAGGCCCACGACUCGCCGUCCUUCGACAUGAGCCCCUACUUCUACCCUGCAGCUGAUUUCAUCCACCAAGCGCUGAACGAAGGAAGGAUCCUUGUGCACUGUGCUGUCGGGGUGAGCAGGUCGGCCACCUUGGUCCUCGCCUACCUCAUGAUCCGCCACCACAUGCCCCUUGUAGAAGCCAUAAAGACGGUCAAGGACCACCGCGGCAUCAUCCCCAACCGGGGCUUCUUGCGCCAGCUGGUCGCCCUGGACAACGCCCUGAGGAUGAAGAGGAGUGCGUGAAGGAUGAUGAGCGGUUGUGCGGGGGGAGCCGGGUGUGUGCAGCGCUCACUGGACCGCGGUGCCCGCUGAGUGGCAGAGACGGGGCUCUCUGCACCGUGCAGACGCUUGGCAGCUUGUGGUUCACAUGUAACUGGCCCUGGGUGUCCUGCUCGGCUAAAGGGGGGUCCCCAGACAUGCGAGCUAUAGUGGUAAAGCAUAAACCCUCAGCCUGCAAUCCUGCAACCUCGGUCAGCCUCCUGCACCGUCUCCUUCCCAGCCUGCUCGCUCCAAGAUGCCUCCGGAGGGACUCGGCCCCACGUUUCGGGUUAAUAUCUCCCUGUUGGCUCCAGGAAGCCUUUAAGGCUUCAUUCCCCCAGGUGGUGGAUGCAUUUGCCAAGCCAGUCCCAUUCCUCCCUCCCAGGAGACUGAAGCUCUGUGUGUUCCUUGUCUUGUUUCCCAUUUGUUCUUGGUCUGUGUAGCGAUGUGAUAUAAUCUGGUCCGUGAUAUAAUUUGGUCUGGUGUGUGGGCUCAGGCAAACAGGCCUUUUUUGUCAUAGUGUUUGGGUGUCCUCCAUGCCUAGUGUUAACCUGUAAAAAUAGAGUGCUAAGAAAAAAGCUUGGCUGUCC